Anopheles gambiae (African malaria mosquito) is the source of this 1020-nucleotide messenger RNA. Its product is annotated as selenoprotein H-like. The record is from RefSeq and is a predicted model, not a curated record. Lineage: Eukaryota; Metazoa; Arthropoda; Insecta; Diptera; Culicidae. The transcript has 2 exons. Gene Ontology annotation, cellular component: Golgi apparatus.
GGCGUAUAUUUCAGAGUAAAGGGGGAUCCAAUAAAUUUAGCUGCGUCGUAGCUCUCUUCGGCUAGUCCAUCAGUGUCCAAAAAACCACAAUCGUGCAACGCACGGAAACCAACAAAAAGUAUUUAAAAUUUCACAUUAGCGAGUUGUUUCGUUCGUUAAAAUAUACGCGCGUUUUCAUGCGCAAUUUUGACAUUUACCUGUCAACCUGGUAAACCGGUUUGUGCCCGUGCGUGCGCGCCAAAGCAGCAGCAAUAGCAGCAUACAAUCCAUUCGUGUGUAAAGCCUUGAUCUGCAAAGCACGCUGCAAGCGUAAAAUACUGCGUAAAAACAGGCCUGUUGGACGAAACAAGGCAACUCCGGUUGGAAAAAUGGCUCCACGCCGUAAACGUGCAGCCGCAGCCAAGUCCACUGAGACUGCGGCCAAGAAAGCCAAGCCAGAGGAAUCUGCCUCGACCCCGGUAGAAGAGUCCCAGGACGGGGCUUACGUCUUCAUCGAACACUGUAAAUCAUGAUCCGUGUUCAAGCGCAAGGCCGCUGAGGUCCACUCGGGACUGUGCGAACUUGCGCCGGAACACAAGUUCCAGCUUGUGUUGAACGAGGAUGGUAAACCGCGCCGCGGAGCAUUCGAGAUUUCCAUCGCCAAGGGCAAGGACGGCGAGAAGGUGCUGGUAUGGUCCGGUUUACCCAAGGGACCGCCUAGGAAGGAUAAGUUCCCGGAACCGAAGACCAUCCUGGACGAUGUGCUGAAGGGGCUGAAGAAGUAAGGCGCCCGGGAUGUGCCAUUACUGGUGGAUGGGGAGCAGUAUGGGGUACUGCGACAAUGUGCUCACACGCUUUAAUUUCUUCGAAUCGCUAUGCCGCAUGACGAAGCCUGAGCAAACCCCACGUGGGACUCGAGCCUUUGAAGCUCUGCUGGCGUUUCGGUAGAAUGGUGCAGCACACUGUCGCCGUACCACGCGUACCGCCCCGUUACAGAGUACAAAGUUGCGAAAUAAACUCAGGGUUACGUUUGUGUACACA